This is a messenger RNA of Mycena indigotica, 1221 nucleotides long. RefSeq lists its product as uncharacterized. The coding region runs from base 1 to 1221 and encodes 406 amino acids. The record is from RefSeq and is a predicted model, not a curated record. The transcript is spliced from 8 exons. NCBI's taxonomy places the organism in Eukaryota, Fungi, Basidiomycota, Agaricomycetes, Agaricales, Mycenaceae.
AUGACGACGCCUAGCGCUCGCGAGCUUGAGGCGCUCACUACGUUUAUGGCGGAUGCAUUCCUGAACCGCAUCCUAUUCAUGAUUGCCUUUGUUAUCCUUAUCUAUGACCACUUCCUCACCCUUCCGACCGAAGUCCGAUUCAUCUGGUCGAACCCAAUGCGUCCCUCCGCGCGGUGGUUCAUCCUCAACCGGUACCUUGCACUGGUCACGAACAUGGGCAUGGCCUUCUUCACCUUUCUGCCCAUCCCCGCAUCCGAGUGCGCGGGGCUGCUGCUAGCGAAGAAGAUCUUCCUCAUGGCGCAGCAGCUCGUUGUACACUCUAUCCUCGUUCUCCGCGUGUACGCCAUGUUCGGGCUAAACCGGCGCCUGCUAUUCGGCCUCCUCGCGCUGGGAUCCAUAGUUGUGGGGGUCGGUGGGUGGCUCACCGUCUCUCAUGGUCCCCAUCCAAAACCGCCCACAAUGUUGCCGCCACCGACCGAUAUUGACCUGCUGGAGAGCAUUGUGCUCGACGCGCGGCCAAACCGCUCAAAAGGGAUCGUUCCGCAGGGCUUCCACCAAUGCGCUGAGCCCAUAUUUCGCGCGUCUGCCGUCCGGAUCGCCGCCGCAUGGGAGAUCAUGCUCUCACUCGAGGUGGUCAUCUUUGCGCUGACCGUCUAUCGUGCCAUAUCGUUCCGCCGCAUACGUGUCGGAGGGAGGGAACAACUCCGGGCCCCGUUAUUGACACGGUUGGUGCACGAUGGGGUGCUGUACUUCCUUGCCAUAGCCGUGGUCAACGUUCCAAAUUUGUUCCUCUACCACUUCGGCGACCCCUUCAUCGCCGCAAGUAUGUCUUGGGUAUCAUCCAACCUUGCCGCGAUGCUUGUGGCACGCCUGAUGUUAAACGUACACAAGGCGGUCGGGCCAGAAUACUACGUCGACGAAGAAGGCCCCGGGCAUGUUCUUAGCCAGAACCCGACGGGGAGCCACGCGUUGUGGACGUCAGACCUCGAAUCGCGUGGGAGCAUCGUGUUCGUGCAUCACCGCCGCGCGCCGACCGCCUCAUCGGUGCUCAAGGACAGCGACUCCGUGUCGGGAAGCGAGCGCGCGUGGCCGCCGGAGGUGGAGCGGUACAUGCACCAAGUGCGCGUCGAACGGCGGGCCGGACCCGGCGCCGCGGAGGCAUGGGACGACCGGCUCACGCCCCCGCCAGAGCGCUUGCGUCUGCGUCAGCCAGAGAGGUAA